AUGGAAACAUCUAACCAAAGUCUUCUCAACACCGUCAAUACCACAUACUUCACAGUGCCGGAGGAUUAUUCAGAUGAUGAUAUUUUUUUUGUUAUUGAAAGCUUCAUUCGAGUAGUAGCCAUCAUAUGUUACAGUAUAACAUUCAUCUUGGGUACAGUGGGAAAUGGAUUGGUCAUCUGGAUUGCUGGAUUCAAGAUGAAGAAGACAGUCAACACUAUAUAUUUUCUGAACCUGGCACUGGCUGACUUCUCCUUCAAUAUCUUCUUACCUCUCCUCAUAACAGAGUGGUCCAUGGAUUUACGCUGGCCCUUUGGUCUGGUGAUGUGUAAAUUGGUAUACACUGCUGUGUUUCUAAACAUGUCCGUCAGUACCACUUUCUUAACGGUCAUCAGUGUUGACCGUUGUAUGUCUGUCCUAUACCCAGUGUGGUCAAAAAAUAAUAGAACACCCAGAAUAGCAAAAAUAAUUUCCAUAUUUACCUGGAUGACCUGUCUGGUCCUUUGCUCCCCUUAUAUAAAAUACUAUAACCUUGACCAUGACAUAGAUAACGAUACCAAUGGAGCGUACUGUGAUGCAGUAUAUUCCAAAGACCAUGAGAAUGUGCAAGAGAGUAAUGCCAUGGUAGUAGUCAGAUUUGUGUGUAUGUUUGCAAUACCAUUCUCCAUCAUUUUAGUUUGCUAUGGCCUCAUUAUGUUUCAACUAAGGAGAAGAAGUAUCUCCCGGUCAAACCGACCUUUCAAAGUUAUCAUUUCGAUUGUACUUUGCUUCUUCUGCUGCUGGUUUCCUUACCAUUUUUGUCCUUUGAUAUAUAUCAUGGACAUUAAUAUUAACUGGAACAUAAGUAUAGUCGUACUUUAUCUUUCACAUUGCUUGGCUUAUUUCAACAGCUGCCUUAAUCCCAUACUCUAUGUCUUUAUUGGUCGGAACUUUGAGAAACGCUUAUUAAAAUCAAUUACGUUUCUUCUGGAGAGCACGUUUAGAGAGAGGUGUGAGCUGAGCUGUGAGCAGCAAUGUGAGGAGACGGUAAAUGCAACUGAACUAGAGACUUAUCAUGCAUGACUUGUCAUAUAUAUUUAUUGCAUGACUUGUCAUAGAGUUUAUUUUACUUGAAGGGACAUUUUAAGCACCAAAACAGCUUUAGCUUAAUUAAGUGGUUUUGGUGUAUAGGUCAUGCCCCUACUGUAUCUCUGCUGAAUU
Molecule: messenger RNA, 1197 nt
Organism: Pelobates fuscus (common spadefoot toad)
Lineage: Eukaryota; Metazoa; Chordata; Amphibia; Anura; Pelobatidae
Product: formyl peptide receptor-related sequence 1-like
Exons: 1
Coding region: 1-1059 (352 amino acids)
Biological process (GO): complement receptor mediated signaling pathway; positive regulation of cytosolic calcium ion concentration; inflammatory response
Cellular component (GO): plasma membrane
Molecular function (GO): complement receptor activity; G protein-coupled receptor activity
Source: RefSeq, a predicted model, not a curated record